AUGAAUCCGCCGGGAUCUCUGGGGGUUCUGGAGGAGAAGGAGGAGGAAGACUUGUCCAUCCCGGUUCUCGGGCCGUCCAUACACUCUGACAACCCUCAGGAGCGGAUCCAGGCCCGGCGCCUCCGCAUCGCGGCGCGACUGGAAGCCCGGAGGCGGGAAGCGCUUGGAGAAUAUUUAGAUGGGAAGAAAGAGAGUGAGGAAGAUCAAAGCAAGAGCUCCAAGCAGAAAGAAGAAAGCAGACUGAAAUUGGCUAAACUGCUGCUCUGUGGCACUGAGUUGGUGACAAACAUCCAGGUAGCUACAGAUAUCAGAGAGAUCCACAGGAGAGUGGAAGAAGAGGAGAUAAAGCGGCAGAGACUUGAAAAGCUGGAGAAUGAAGUCAAGACCAGCCAGGACAAAUUUGAUGAAAUCACCGCCAAGUGGGAGGAGGGCAGACAGAAGAGAAUCCCCCAGGACCUGUGGGAUGUGCUUAGCACCCAGCAAGUGCACUGCGCUGCGCUAAUAGAAGACAAGAAUAAGCUUAUCAGCGAGUUACAGCAGGAGUUAAAAACAAAAGAUGACCAGUAUGUGAAGGAUUUGAAGAAACAGUCAGAUGACAUUUGCCUGCUCCUAGAGAGGAUGGAAGAACAAGUCAAGAACGUAAUGAAAACCUUUCGUCAGGAGCUCAGUUACAUUGAGAAAGCAUUUGAGAUAGAACGGCAAGAACUGCUGACCAGUAAUAAGAAGAAAUGGGAGCGGGCCCUGCAGGCUCACAAUGCCAAAGAGCUGGAGUAUCUUAUGAACCGCAUCAAGAAAGUAGAGGACUACGAGAAACAGCUGAACAAGCAGAGGAUAUGGGACUGGGAAGAGUACAACAUGAUCAAGAUCAAGCUGGAGCAAGACGUGCAGAUUCUUGAGCAGCAGCUCCAGCAGAUGAAAGCAACUUACCAGCUAAACCAAGAGAAGUUGGAGUACAACUUCCAGGUGCUGAAGAAGAGGGAUGAAGAGAGCACAGUGAUCAAAUCUCAGCAGAAGAGGAAGAUAAAUCGUCUACAUGAUACCCUUAACAAUCUGAGAUCAAAAUAUGCCAAACAGAUCAAGCAGUUCCAGGAGGAGAACCAGUCACUAACCUCUGACUACAAACGCCUUGUGAUGCAAUUCAAGGAGCUACAGAAAGCCAUGAGGCAUUUUGCUCUUAUCGAUGACAAGCAGUUUCGGGAGAUUUGGCUGAUGAAUGAAGAGGAGGCAAAGGAUCUGAUAAGUAGAGCCUUUGAUGUAGACAGGAUCAUCCAUACCCAUCAUCUGGGACUCCCAUGGACGGCGCCUGAUUUCUGGUUCCUGAGGAAUGUGGGACCUAUAUCUCAACAGCAGCAGAAGUCUGCCACACAAAUAUUAGAAGAGGUGCUGAUGCAAACAGAAGAGGAAGGGACAGAGGAGGCUGCCUCAGAAGCAGAGUCUUACCUUGACCUACCGAAGCAAAUUUCCGCAAAAACUACCAGAAAGAUCCUGAUGCUCCUGUGUGACGAGUCGGGUUUCCUCAUAGAGAGCAAGCUGCUGAGCCUUCUCCUUCCCCUGGAGAAGAAUGAAUGCUAUCUGCUGAAGUUGGAUGCCAUCUUCUCAGCCCUUGGAAUUGAAAGUGAGGACGACUUAUAUAAACUGGUGAACUUCUUCCUCAGAUACCGAGUUUAUCAUUCACCCUCCAGUCAGGAGCAAACAAGCCUGAUGUCGGCACUGGAGCCAGGAGAGAAGAGAGACCUUGAGGAACAGAAGGAGGAAAGCCUUGGGGAAGGGGAGGCGGAAGAGAAGGAGCACCCCCCUUCUCCCAAGCUCAUCCACCCCAACGAUGUCCUCAAGAUCCUGGAGGCCUUUGUCAUGGGUCUGAAGAAGCCCAGGGACUCCCAGGCGCCAGUGAAGUUGAAGCAUGUGCGAGAUGACUCCAAGGACUCUGAGUAUUGGGAGGCCCUGACCACAGUUAUCCCUGAUACCACGCAGAACCUCUGGGACGCUCUGUACACAGCUUUGGAGAAGUAUCACCUCAUCCUGACCCAGAGGGCCAAGCUGCUGAUAGAAAACAACUCUCUGGAGCAGCAGAACACAGAGCUCCAGAUGCUGCUUCAACAGUAUCUAGAAUCCAAGAUAAACUCCGAACUGCAAGUUCCACCAACUCAGGUGUUCCGAGUACCCACAAAAUAGAGCUGGGCCCCAAAAGUCUGCUGUGUUAAGGUGAAUGCUGGCACUGGCAUUGGUGUUGGUGCUAGAGCCGAAGCUGGCACAUGUCACCCAGGGAGCUGCCUGGGACCACUCUGGAUUUCCCAGAGCUGCUAUGAUCAGGCCUGUCAAAAUAAGGCCAGAGGAGGGGUGACCUGUAUCCUGAAGUCAUGAUUAAAGUCUUUAAAAAGUU
Molecule: messenger RNA, 2380 nt
Organism: Nyctereutes procyonoides (raccoon dog)
Lineage: Eukaryota; Metazoa; Chordata; Mammalia; Carnivora; Canidae
Gene: DRC1
Product: dynein regulatory complex subunit 1
Exons: 17
Coding region: 1-2172 (723 amino acids)
Biological process (GO): cilium-dependent cell motility; axonemal dynein complex assembly; regulation of cilium movement
Cellular component (GO): axonemal dynein complex; axoneme
Source: RefSeq, a predicted model, not a curated record